CCUACGUGUGACCGCGUCUAGGCCCCGCCGCGUCCGCCACGCCCAGCGCUCGGCGGCGCCCGUGCCACUGGCCUGGCCCGCCCCCCGCACCGAGCGCUCUUUCGCCCGGCCUCCGGUUCUCGCCGGCUCUCGGGCCCGCCUCCGAAGACGUGAAGCGCUGCGGCGGCCGAUUUGUCAAAGAUGAAAGUGACCUUUUCAGCUUUGGAUACUUCUGAGAGUUCUUUCACACCUUUGGUGGUCAUAGAACUUGCUCAGGAUGUCAAAGAAGAAACCAAAGAAUGGCUGAAAAACAGAAUUAUAGCUAAAAAAAAAGAUGGAGGUGCCCAGUUGUUGUUUAGACCAUUGUUAAAUAAAUAUGAACAAGAAACACUAGAAAAUCAGAACUUAUAUCUUGUUGGUGCCUCCAAGAUUAGAAUGUUACUGGGGGCAGAAGCAGUGGGAUUGGUAAAAGAGUGCAAUGAUAACACCAUGAGAGCCUUCACAUACAGAACCAGACAGAACUUCAAAGGUUUUGAUGAUAACAAUGAUGAUUUCCUGACAAUGGCAGAACGUCAAUUCAUUAUCAAACAUGAACUUGAAAAUCUUAGAGCUAAAGAUGAAAAAAUGAUCCCUGGCUACCCUCAGGCAAAGUUGUAUCCAGGAAAAUCAUUGUUGAGAAGAUUGCUCACGUCUGGCAUCGUGAUUCAAGUGUUUCCCCUGCAUGACAGUGAAGCCCUGAAGAAGCUUGAGGACACCUGGUACACUCGGUUUGCUUUCAAGUAUCAGCCCAUAGACAGUAUUCGUGGAUACUUCGGGGAAACAAUUGCUCUGUACUUUGGAUUUUUGGAAUAUUUCACUUUUGCAUUAAUCCCCAUGGCUGUCAUUGGGUUACCUUACUACUUGUUUGUGUGGGAAGACUAUGACAAGUACGUGAUCUUUGCCUCGUUCAACCUGAUCUGGUCCACGGUGAUUCUGGAAGUGUGGAAGCGUGGCUGUGCCAACAUGACCUACAGGUGGGGGACAUUGCUCAUGAAGAGAAAGUUUGAGGAGCCCCGGCCGGGAUUUCAUGGUGUCUUGGGUAUCAAUUCCAUCACUGGGAAGGAGGAGCCUCUGUACCCCAGCUACAAGAGACAGUUGCGCAUUUACCUGGUCUCCCUGCCAUUCGUGUGCCUCUGCCUCUAUUUCUCACUGUAUGUCAUGAUGAUUUACUUCGACAUGGAGGUUUGGGCCUUGGGUCUACAUGAGAACAGCGAGUCUGAGUGGACCAGUGUCCUGUUGUAUGUGCCCAGCAUCAUCUAUGCCAUUGUGAUUGAGAUCAUGAAUCGUCUCUAUCGAUAUGCUGCCGAGUUUUUAACUUCAUGGGAGAAUCACAGAUUGGAAUCUGCCUAUCAGAACCAUCUAAUUCUGAAAGUUUUAGUGUUCAACUUUCUCAAUUGCUUUGCCUCACUCUUCUACAUUGCCUUUGUCCUGAAAGAUAUGAAGCUUUUGCGCCAGAGCUUGGCCACUCUCCUGAUUACUUCCCAGAUCCUCAACCAAAUUAUGGAAUCUUUUCUUCCUUAUUGGCUCCAAAGGAAGCAUGGUGUGCGGGUGAAGAGGAAGGUGCAGGCUUUAAAGGCAGACAUUGAUGCUGCAUUAUAUGAACAAGUCAUCCUGGAAAAAGAAAUGGGAACUUAUUUGGGCACCUUUGAUGAUUACUUGGAGUUAUUCCUGCAGUUUGGUUAUGUGAGCCUUUUCUCCUGUGUUUACCCAUUAGCAGCUGCCUUUGCUGUGUUAAAUAACUUCACUGAAGUCAAUUCAGAUGCCUUAAAAAUGUGCAGGGUCUUCAAACGUCCAUUCUCAGAACCUUCAGCCAAUAUUGGUGUGUGGCAGUUGGCUUUUGAAACGAUGAGUGUUAUAUCUGUGGUCACUAACUGUGCGCUGAUUGGAAUGUCACCACAAGUGAAUUCAGUCUUUCCAGAAUCAAAAGCAGACCUCAUUUUGAUUGUAGUAGCAGUGGAGCACGCACUCCUGGCUUUAAAGUUUAUACUUGCAUUUGCCAUACCUGAUAAACCACGGCAUAUCCAGAUGAAACUAGCCAGAUUGGAAUUUGAGUCUUUGGAGGCUCUCAAGCAGCAGCAAAUGAAGCUCGUGACCGAGAACCUGAAGGAGGAACCAAAGGAAAGCGGGAAGGAGAAGGCAACCUGAGUGCCCAGCUGCCCUGUUGGCAGAGGCCUGUGUCUGUGCCACACCUGCCACAGUGGCGGGGGGCGGGGGGAGGUACCCGGGGCAGCAUCGUGGCUCCUGAACCCAGACCCAAUGCUUAGCCAAAUGAAGUGGCUCCCAUGUGGCAAGCACCCUUCUUAGUUUCGCAGUGGCUUGGCUCAGGAUCCUUGGCAGUUCCUGGCAGUUCCCCCAGCCCCGCCCUGUCUGCUCCUUCCCAGUUCCUUCCCGGGCCCCACACACUGCUCCAGCUGCCAACUUUGCUGCAGAGCCACUGCCGCCCUUGAGCCUCUCACCAUGAGUGAGCCACCAGCUCUCCACAUUCCCCUCACAGCAGUGUCACUCCCGACCCCAUCAUGGCCCAGGGACCCGUGGACAGGUUGGAGAUGGGGUGUGUGCCCACUGUGCUCAUCACAGGAGCCUCAGUUGAGAGUGAGCAGGGUACAGUAAGGCAGCGCUUCCUACACUGGACCUCUUUCCUGGUUCUCUUUUGCAAUAUGUUAGCAGACCCUUUAUCAACAUAAACAAUAGUAACUGAGCUAUUAAAGGCAACCUCUCUGACUCCUUCUGCCCACAUGAGGACUGCAAUGGGCUUCCCUUUUCUGAAGCACUUGGUGAGGUCACUGAAGGUGGAGUGAUGAGAUCGGGAGCCCAGGGUGAGGGGCUUGGCUGGAGGCCAGGCACCAAAGCUUGUAGCUGAAGGCUGGGCCAUUUUUGAGAACUUCUGCUGCUGGUGGUGCCCACCUACAGGGACACUAGGGCUGCUUUCACAUGCAGGGUGUACCCAUGGUGCCAAGCCAAGGGCCAGCAGCCACUCCUGGUGCCCUUCUUGCCCAGUGGUGCUGCCCACCUCCCUAGCUGUGUCCAUGGACUGCCCUUCAUUCACAGGCACAAGAAUGCCAUGUAGGCCAGUGCUGCCCACGUAGACAGCCCUUCCCACCAGCGCUGGCCGUCCUGCUGUAGCCAAGAUGCUACAGACCCGUGGGCACCUCUACUCGGACAGCAGCAGAUGCCCUGGCCCACCUGGAGAAGGUGAGAAGGUGAAGAACGGGGAGGGCCGUCGUGCUUCCUGGUUGGCAGAGGCCUGUUUCCCUCACCUCAGGAGUGGGGCAUCUUGAUCCCUCCCCCACCUCAGAGAUGGGGCAGCCUCCUCAAGCCAAUUCAAGCACCACUUGUCUUUGGAGGUCCCAACUCUCCCUGUCUGCCCCUUCAUGGGUGUUUGUGUUGGUCCUGUGAGCCCAUUCUGUUUUACAGAGUGGACACGUGUCAGUGAGCUUUGUCCCUGCCCUUACAUGGGAUGAGCCACUCCAGGGCCUUGUUCAGUGGUUGUUCAGUGUUUGACGGACAGUUUCUAGAACAGGCUCAUGUUUUGAAAUGUCAGUGAAUGGCAGCCACCAAUAUAGGCCUGAGUCUUUAUUCCAGGAUCUUUACUCCAUUUCAGCCUGGGUGCCUGUUUGCUGGGAAAGGAGAGGGUUGAAAUGGCGCUCUUGGCACCAGCUCUUAGUGUCCCCCCAUUCCCCAGAGCCCGGCUUUGGGAGUCAGUCGCAUGAAUGCAGUUGGUUGUGAACCAGUGGGUCCUGGAUUCCCGGAACGUGAAGCCACCAAAUCACUUGCCGCCUGCAGUGCCGCGGAGCCAGGUAGCCUCCUCCCAGCCCUGUGACUGUGCCCUUCCCAGAAGCCGCCCAUCUGCCCUUCCUCAGCAUCUGAUUGGGCACAACUACACCACUUAACUAAGCCUUAGCCAGUCACUGCACAGGAGAGAACGGGACCCUCCAAUGGGGCCAGACCUCAGGCACAAGGCCACGGGGGAGGGUGGAUGUGGAACCAAUUGGGUUGUGUCGAGGGAUAUUGGCAGGAUUGGGAGGUUGCGGCAGUUUGCUAGGCUCUAGCCCGCUGGAGCUGUGGCGAGUUCCUCUCUGUAUCCCCCGGCCUGUCAUGGAUGCCAUCUAGCAUGCCGCAGGUGCUCAGGACUCAGUGGCAUAGUUGGAAGAGUAGGGGUAGAGGAACAGCGUGUCUGCUGCUCCACAUUCUACAGCUCCCUUGUAUCUAAGUUGGACUGAGGAAGACAUCUAGGCCGAUGCCGUCCAACCCACACCCUGGCCUCACACAGCCAUUCCCUGCGGUCACGGUCCCCACCUGGAACCCUGGCGGGCCCCCUUCCCUGCACCUCACUUCAUCCCCCAGCCCUUCCGGCCACUGGCUCGCCCACUGUUCUCUUGUUGCUGGCCUCACCUCAGCCUCAGAUCCAACCCCACCACGCCCCCCACGAGCCUCUUGCAGCCCACCCUCCCUGGUAGUGCUGCCUUAGGGCCCCUGGUGACCCUGCCCAAGAGAACCUCCCCACUUUGACCACCCAGUUACCCCGACACUCCUGAGGACUCCAGAGGGUGAACUCCCCCCGCCGAUGGUUCCAGCCCGCCUUCCUCCAUGGUUUCCAAGAGCUAGGAGGCACCUGCUCGCGUGAGCAGACGUGGAUACCAGAGGUACCAGCCCCGCGCCUGGCCAAGAAAAGUGCUCAGAGGCAGAGCAGCCAAGAGUCAGGAGGCUGAGACUGCAGCGGACCCUGAGGGACGGACAGGGGCAGAUCCCAGAAGUCUGAGAAACCUCAUCCCUGCUGAGCAGCUGUAGAGGGCAGAAGGGCCAUGGAUUAACAACCACCCGAAGUCUGACAUCUCCUGUGUCUGGCCUGUUCAAGGACUAGCAAGGAGGUUAUUGCAGCCAGAGCUGAAUGAGCAAGUUGAGAGGAGCAGAUGUGGUAACUGGGGCAGAGGACAGACUAGGGCCUUGUGGGCCACCACACAAGGAUUAAACUUUUAAAUCUGAGAUGGGAAGCCAUGGAAGGAUUUUGAGCAGGGGAGUGACCCACUAUUUAGACUGCUGUUUCUGGCCAGGAUGGAAUUAGAGGAACUUGAUUGACCCUCUUGCCUUAAACUAGGAAACCAAACAAAAUAUAUGGAGCAAUAGUUUCCAGACAUUGAGCAACAGACAGCAUAGGGCUGUCACCCUGAGAGAAGGGAGGCAAAUGAGGUGAGCCCUUAGUUGAAUGCCCCAGCUCACUGCCCAAAGGCAGUUGCCAGAACACAGAGAGGGAGAGCCCAAAUAGUCUGGUUGAGUUGAGCAGGUAGUUUGAAGUUCAAGAUCAAUGUGCAGGGCAGAGAGGAGGGAGCUGCACAGAUAGUGAGCAAGCUCCAGAAGAAAAUCUGUGGUCUUUGGUUGAGUACUGAUCAGUACUUAUGAGAAAACUACCUGAGGCUGGAGAAAACCACUGGAAAGCAGCAGGCUGAACAAUGCUCAGAACUUACCCAAGGCUGGGAAUAGUUCAUGUUCCUACCAGCCGGAGUAGAAAAGCCCCAGUAGAGUCCCUAGAGAGGUAUUGCCUCAGUAGUGGGCCAAAUUAGCCCUAGACUGAAGACUGCUCAGGAUCUGCCCUAACAGUUUAAAAGUGAGAUAUGAAGGAUCCAAUAAUUUUAAAUACCUGCAUUCCAAAAUGAAAUCUAACACUUCUCACAUGAAUACAAAAAAUUCCAGCAUUCAACAAUGUAAAAUUCAGUGUCCAGCAUUGCAAUAAAAAUCAAUCAAGAAUUUUUAUACCCAAUGAUAAUAUCUUUCAUAAAGGAAAAAUAAUUUUUCAAAGCAAAAGCUGACAGAAUGUAAUGCCAGCAGAUCUGCAUUAUAUGAAAUGUUAAAGAAUGUUCUACAGGCAGAAGGAAAACCAAAGUCUGGAUCUACACAAAGAAAUGAAGAGUGCUGCAAAUGACAAAUAUGUAGCUAAAAUACUCCCCCCAACCCAUGUUUAAUCCCUUAAAAACUAGUUAAAACAAUAUUUAUACAUAUACAAAAAUAAAAUGUAUGACAACAGUAGUAUAAAGAACAGGAAGAGGAAAAUAGAGGCAUACAGUUGUAAGGUUUUUAUACUCUACAUGAAGUGAUAUAUUAAGAUAGACUGUGAUAUAAUAAAAGACAUGUAUUGCAAAUCUUAUAGCACCCACUGAAAAACAAGAGUUACAGCCAAUAAGCCAAUAGCAGAGAUAAAAUGGAGUAACAAAAGGUGCUCAGUUAAACCAAAACAAGGUAGUAAAAGAGGAAAAAAGAACAGAUGAGACAAAUAGAAAACUAGGUAGGUUUAAACUCAACCAUAUUGACCAUUACACUAAAUGUAAUACAUCUAAACCCUCAAUCAAAGACAGACAUUUGCUGAAGGGAUAAAAAAGCAAGCUCGAACUAUAUGAUAUCUACAAAAAACAAACCUUAAACAUAAAGACACAAUAGGUUAACAGUAAAGAAUGGAAAAAGAUCUAUUCUCACAAGUCAAAAGAAAGCUGGAGUGACUAUAUCACUAUCACACAAAGUAGAUUUCAGAACAAAUAAUUUACCAGGCAUAAAGAGGGAACAUUUCAUGAGGAAAGGGAUAAAAAUUCAUUGAUAUGACAUAACAAUCUUAAAUGCAUAUGUACCAAACAACAGAGCUUCAAAUUUUCUAAAAUAACACUGCUAGAACUAUAAUAGACAAAUCCACAACUAUGAUUUCAACACUCCUCAAUAACUGAGACAGAAAAUCAGUAAGAAUACAGAAAACUUGAACAUUAUCAACCAACUUGAACGAACUGACAUGUAUAGGACACUCCACUAAUAGCACUUUCCAAGCACUCAGGAAACAUUCACCAAGAUAGGUCGUAUGCUGGGCCAUAAAACAAGUUUCAGUAAUUUCAAAAGAUUUAAACUAUAGAAAGCACACACUGAUAAAAAUGGAAUUAAACUAAAAAUUAUAGAAACCUAUGUGGGAAAACCCCAAAUAUUUGGAAACUAAACACCUUUCAAAACAUGGUAUGAUUUAGCCUUUAAAAUGAUCUCUCAUACUGCUAAGUGGAAAAUAAAUGAGAAGGACAAGGGCAAAUGCAGGGAAACCCUUUAAGAGGCAUUUACAGUUGAGUGUCAUGGACUAGAGUGGUAGUGGUGGUGGCAAUGAGAAGCAGUCAACUUUGAAAGGCAAGUUUAAGAUUUGCUCAUAAACUGAAUGUUGGGAUGAAAAAGUGGAUGACACCAAGAUUUUCAGCUUGAAUGAAACUACUGAAGGCUAGGAGUUGAUAUUUAUGAAGAUGGGUGCAUUAGGUAAAAGGAUUUGAGGGGAAAGAUUAGGAGUUUUGAACUUGUAAAAAUUGAGAUGCCGUAGACACACAGACACAUCCAAGUAGAAAAGUCAAAUAGAUAGUUGAAAUCCAGUGUUCCCAGGGUAUAUGAGCUAAAUAUGUUUUGGGCUUCUAUCAGCAUAUAGAUACUGACUAAAUAUCAGGAGUCACUGCAGAUAGAGCAGGGGUCCAGAAUUGAACCUUGGGACAUUCCAAAUUUAGAGGUUGGAAGAAUGAGGAAGGACCAGUGGACUUGAAGAGCAGCAAGGCAGAAGUGAGAUACUGAAAGAUGGGAAGUUCAUAAGGAAGAGUGAGCAAUUCAUCAGAUUCUAACAUGGGGUUGAAAAUUGAUCGCAGGAAGUGGUUUCAUGAGGCUGGAGUAAAGGGAGUUGCGGACAAGGUAAAGUAUGCCAAAGGGCACAAGACUUCUUUGCGGGGGUGGGGGUUGUAAAAGUCGAUUAUGGUAAUGGUUGUGAGAACUGAGUAAGAGUAGCUGACCUUGGAAUCACAGUAAUAGGAGGAAGGGCAGAGCAUGUGAAUGUAUAUGAAGGGAGGGAGGAAGGCAAAGGUGGGAACUCGUGGCAGUUCUCAUUGCUUCCCGCUAUUCAAUUAGGCAGCAUGGUGACCAGCAGAGUGAGGAAAGGAGAUGAAAUAGAGAAAUAAAGAAUACUUAAUGGGUACCCUGGCCCCACCUCUUAUUUGUGGCCAUGAGUUUAAACAUAAUAAUGACUGUACUUUCUCAGCCACAUCUGGUGGUGCAGGCACAGGGCGUGGAGGAGGCUGGGUCUAACUGAGGUGGGAUCACACAAAGCUGCACUCAUGAGAAGCAAUACAACACAGGACACGGUUUAUAUUGCUGAACACCAAUAUGUCACUUUAUUAUUUGGAUUUUCCCAUUUGUCACAUACCUGUCAAUGUUUACACAAUGAGGGAAAUCGACCAGCAUUGGAAGCAACUGACCAAAUCAGUUGAUAAUUCUGUACCCUCUUAACACACAUCAAUUUUCACUUGGUAGGGAUUAUCUUUAAUUCGGUCUCACAGCUAUUCUUAAAAUUGGUGUCAAGAUUGUCACAUCUUUAAAUACAGAUAGAAUUGCCAGAAGUACAUAAUUAUAUAUAUA
This is a messenger RNA of Nomascus leucogenys (northern white-cheeked gibbon), 8424 nucleotides long. The record is from RefSeq and is a predicted model, not a curated record. NCBI's taxonomy places the organism in Eukaryota, Metazoa, Chordata, Mammalia, Primates, Hylobatidae.